GCGCACUAAUUCCACGUAUGCAGACAAGGGGUGAGGUAUUACUGUCGUGUGUAGGUCUACCACUCCUGCUUCUAUUCCAGCAUAUAGACUAGCUAGACACAUAUACUGAGAUGGCAGGAUUACGUCAUACUUACGUCACAAUUUUGGGUGUGAUCCUCAUUUCUUAUGGCAUCAUACUCAACGUGCUUGGCGCCAUAGCUUCCUUUAUACAUCCGGGUUCUUACCAUCAUGGCGCCGUGGGAACACCGAUGUGGGGAGGGCUAGCGUAUAUCAUAUUAGGAGCAGUGAAUGCUGUAAAAGGACUGAAAAGAAACAAAGAAAAGGGCGGCAUAUCUUUGCUUCUCUCUACUACCAACUUUCUCGCCGCGAUCGUAUCAUUCGUAGUCAUAGCGCUGACGUCAUGGUCAAUGUCCGCAUCAGGUAUCAUCACUGAUAACUCCGUCACUGAGCUCACUGUGACGUCACAAACGAAUGCUACUAAUGACAAUCUAACUGGCCUUCAGCUCUCAUUGACACCGAUAUAUUCCACAGUAAUCUCGUCAUGCGUUAUCAUCAUUCUCAUGGUGUUCAUUAGCUUGUUUUUAGACUGUGUGCGUAUCAUCUACGCGAGACCUGCGAUUACUGCGCAGGUGCAUCAUGGGAAGGGAUGGGAUGAGAGGGAUGGUCCGGGGAAAGCGUACCCCAUCAUCGAGGAGGAAGCCACGCCUCAAUAUCACCACGGCGACGCGGUGGGCGAGGUCGUGUAUGGCAAUUCUCCCCCGUUGCCGAGGGUACAGGUCGUUAAAACCAUCGAAAGGCCCAGUUUUCAUUACCACAUGGAACCAAUAACGGAAGAUAACCGUGUUGCAAUUCCAUACCACGCCCAUCAUCCAAGCCACGCCCAUCAUCCAGAGCACGCCCAUUAUCCAGACCACGUCCGUCAACCGAGCUACGAACGUUCAAAGAAGAGACAAACAAUCACCACACACCAACCUCAUACGAUUGAGAGAGAAAAUAGAAACAGAAAAUAUCCUUACCAGUCUAACCCGGGACCGGAAGUCAGGGAAGUAGCAGAAAGGGAAGACAGACGUCCGAAACCAUACUUCUACCUGUGAUACUUUUCAUUGACUCGAUUCGUAUGUCCUGACUUGUUGAACAGCGCCCUCAUAUAGCGGCACUAGCUAGUUUCCCCCACCAACACGCAGAAUGAACUCGAGAACACAAUGAAUUGCCCGUCAUAUCACAAUACACAGCUGCACUAGCGUACCUACGGGGGGCAUACAAAAGACAUAUACCUGCCCCCCCCCCCCCUGACGAGCUUG
Molecule: messenger RNA, 1301 nt
Organism: Lytechinus variegatus (green sea urchin)
Lineage: Eukaryota; Metazoa; Echinodermata; Echinoidea; Temnopleuroida; Toxopneustidae
Exons: 6
Coding region: 111-1094 (327 amino acids)
Cellular component (GO): membrane
Source: RefSeq, a predicted model, not a curated record